AUGAUAGUUGGCUAUAGAAGCACAAUCAUAACCCUUUCUCAUCCUAAGCUAGGCAAUGGGAAAACAAUUUCAUCCAAUGCAAUUUUCCAGAGAUCAUGUAGAGUAAGAUGCAGCCACAGUACCACUUCAUCAAUGAAUUAAGAUCUUUGUUUGAUUGAUAGGUGGUUUGAAGAUUAUAGAUUGGACCAACUCGGACUUGCAGAACGAUAUAUACAUGCUAGUUACUUAUUUGGUGUUACUGUUAUCCCCGAGCCUGAAUUAUCCGAUGCUCGCCUCAUGUACGCGAAAUACGUCAUGCUCCUGACUAUUGUCGAUGAUCAUUUCGAGAGUUUUGCAUCUAAAGAUGAAUGUUUCAACAUCAUUGAAUUAGUAGAAAGGUGGGAUGACUAUGCAAGUGUAGGUUAUAAAUCUGAGAAGGUUAAAGUUUUUUUUUCUGUUUUCUAUAAAUCAAUAGAGGAGCUUGCAACAAUUGCUGAAAUUAAACAAGGACGAUCCGUCAAAAAUCACCUUAUUAAUUUGUGGCUUGAAUUGAUGAAGUUGAUGUUGAUGGAGCGAGUAGAGUGGUGUUCUGGCAAGACAAUACCAAGCAUAGAAGAGUACUUGUAUGUUACAUCUAUAACAUUUUGUGCAAAAUUGAUUCCUCUCUCAACACAAUAUUUUCUUGGAAUAAAAAUAUCCAAAGAUCUACUAGAAAGUGAUGAAAUAUGUGGCCUAUGGAAUUGUAGCGGUAGAGUGAUGCGAAUCCUUAAUGAUUUACAAGAUUCCAAGAGAGAACAAAAGGAGGUCUCAAUAAAUUUAGUCACAUUACUAAUGAAAAGUAUGUCUGAGGAAGAAGCUAUAAUGAAGAUAAAGGAAAUCUUGGAAAUGAAUAGAAGAGAGUUAUUGAAAAUGGUUUUAGUUCAAAAAAAGGGAAGCCAAUUGCCUCAAUUAUGCAAAGAUAUAUUUUGGAGGACAAGCAAAUGGGCUCAUUUCACUUAUUCACAAACUGAUGGAUAUAGAAUUGCAGAGGAAAUGAAGAAUCACAUUGAUGAAGUCUUUUACAAACCACUCAAUCAUUAA
Solanum lycopersicum (tomato) is the source of this 1059-nucleotide messenger RNA. RefSeq names its product terpene synthase (gene PHS1). Gene Ontology annotation, biological process: gibberellin biosynthetic process. NCBI's taxonomy places the organism in Eukaryota, Viridiplantae, Streptophyta, Magnoliopsida, Solanales, Solanaceae. Gene Ontology annotation, molecular function: terpene synthase activity; magnesium ion binding. Gene Ontology annotation, cellular component: chloroplast. The record is from RefSeq and is marked provisional.